Camelina sativa (false flax) is the source of this 2133-nucleotide messenger RNA. Its product is annotated as ubiquitin-like-specific protease 1D. Gene Ontology annotation, molecular function: cysteine-type peptidase activity. Lineage: Eukaryota; Viridiplantae; Streptophyta; Magnoliopsida; Brassicales; Brassicaceae. Gene Ontology annotation, biological process: proteolysis. The record is from RefSeq and is a predicted model, not a curated record.
AAAAAACGAAACUGAUAAGUGAAGGAUUCUGAACAAAAGAGACAAAUGGGCGAUUGAGAGGAGAAGCGGCCUUGUUUUGGGGGAAAUGACUGAGUAUAAGACGAAGGAACUCUUAGUAGUAGAUGGCAAGAAGAAACAUUUUGUGAUUGAUUGGGCUUCAGUCAUGGACAAGGAGCAAGCAGACCAAGUUCCCGAAUUGGAGAUUGUUACCAACACCAAACCUCCGCCGCCGCCGCCAACGUUUCUCUCCGGCGAUCAGAUUGAUUCUCAGAAAUCCCUAACCGAUCGUGCCCUAAACGAGCAGCUGGAGCGUAACAAAUCCCACCUCGUGACAUUAGGUCCGGGUUUACCAGACAAGGGUGAGAGAAUCCGACUCAAAAUCGCCAGCCUCGAGGAGGAGAAGCAGCGUAGGGUUUUACAGCGCUCGCAAAUGGAUGUGGAUAGGAGUUUGAAGACCAUGCAAUCCACAAGCUCAGGUUCAGAUGCCUUAACACAAAGACAUGCAGCCUCAAAUGACACCUCUAGACAAGGGAAUACAGACUCAAAAGACACCUCUAGACAAAGGAAUACAGACUCAAAAGACACCUCUAGACAAGGGAGUGCAGACUCAAAAGAAGUCUCACGGUCAACAUUUGCUGCGUUUUUUACUAAACCGAAGGCGGAUACUCAGUCAAAGAAUGCAUUUGGUAAAGAACUAGAAGAUUUGGGAUGUGGAAGUCAGUCAAAGAAAGCAUUUGGUAAAGAACGAGUAGAUUUGGGAUGCGGAAGUCGGUCAAAGAAAGCAGUUGGUAAAGAACGAGAAGAUUCGGGAUGUGAAAGUAGGAAACACAAGGCUGAUAGAAGGCCCGUAACAAGGCUGAGCAGCGGGUGGCGGAUGUUGCCAGAUAUAGGGAAAGCUGAGAACAGUGAAAAGCAGUUUAGUUCUGGAUUGAAAGGAUCAAGAAGGAAUCAGAAAUCCAAGGACUCUUCCUCAUAUUCUCUAGUUGAUGAUGAUGACAACGACCACAUUGGCCAUGAAACUCCUAGAGAUUGGUCUUGGGAAGAAUAUCCAUCACAUGGUUCAAAGCGCCGUAAGCAAUCAGAUGAUACAGUGAUAAACGUGGAUGAAGAAGAACCCCGAACUCCAACGGUGGAGGAGCAAGCGGUUGAACUGCCUGAAGGCUUACAGGAAGAUAUAUGCUACCCAUCAAGGGACGAUCCAAACUUUGUUCAAGUUUGUCUUAAAGAUCUUGAAUGCCUUGCGCCUCGAGAAUUUCUAACAUCGCCUGUUAUGAAUUUCUACAUCAGGUUCUUGCAGCAGCAGAUAUCAUCAUCGAAUCAAAUCUCUGCUGAUUGUCAUUUCUUCAAUACCUAUUUCUACAAGAAGCUCAGUGACGCUGUUACAUACAAGGGGAAUGACAAGGCUGCCUUUUUUGUGAAGUUCAGGCGGUGGUGGAAGGGGAUUGAUUUAUUCCGUAAGGCUUAUAUUUUUAUUCCAAUACAUGAAGAUCUCCACUGGAGCCUUGUGAUAGUUUGCAUCCCAGAUAAGAAAGAUGAAACGGGAAUUACUAUACUUCACCUGGAUUCGUUAGGACUUCACUCGAGAAGAUCAAUUGUUGAAAAUGUAAAAAGGUUUCUUAAAGACGAGUGGCAUUAUUUGAAUCAAGAUGGUAAUUUAUCGGAUCUACCUAUCUCAGAAAAAGUAUGGAAAAACCUCCCCCGUAGGAUCAGCGAAGCUGAUAUACAGGUUCCGCAACAGAAGAAUGACUUCGACUGUGGUCCGUUUGUUCUCUUCUUCAUUAAGCGGUUCAUCGAAGAGGCACCUCAAAGGUUGGAAAGGAAAGACCUGGGAAUGUUCGACAAGAAGUGGUUUAGACCUGAUGAAGCCUCUGCUCUGAGAAUCAAAAUCCGAAACACACUCAUUGAGCUAUUCCGUGUCAGUGACCAGACAGACCAAACCAGUACAGAUAAUGCAGCAACAUCCAAAUCAAGACAUUGCUCAUCGCUCUAACUUGAGCUUUUUUGUUGUAUAGACGUUAAGGCAAAAGUACUAUUAUUGGGGCCAAAAGUUAAACUAAAAAGAAAUAGCCAUAAGUUCGUAUAGGUUCAAGUUGUAAUGCGCUUUACAUAUUCUAAUUUAUUACACCUUGGACC